ACCUACACCCCUCUAAGACCCACAGUGUCAGAUCUACACCCUCUAAGACCACUGUUUCCAGACCUACACCCUUCUGGAGCCUGUGAAAACCUGCACCCCACUGGACCACUGUGUCCAGACCUACACCCUCUAAAGGCCACUGUGUCAAACCUGCACCCCUCUAAGACCACUGUGUCAGACCUACACCCCUCUAAAACCACUGUGUCAGACCCCACCCUUACAGACCACUAUGUCAGACCUACACCCCUCUGUUCCACUGUGUCCAGACCUGCACCCUCUAAGACCACUGUAGCAGACCUACACCCCUCUGGGGCCACACUGUGCCUACAACCCUCUAGACCACCGUGUCAGACCCACAACCCUCUAAGGCCACCUUGUCAGACCUACACCCCUCCUAAGACCACCCGUGUCAGACCCCACCCUCUAGACCACUGUGUCCAGACCUACACCCCUCUAAGACCACCGUGUCGGAGCCUACACCCUCUAAGACCACCGUGUCAGACCCACACCCUCUAA
This is a messenger RNA of Homarus americanus (American lobster), 516 nucleotides long. RefSeq lists its product as uncharacterized. The annotation marks the transcript as partial. The transcript is spliced from 3 exons. NCBI's taxonomy places the organism in Eukaryota, Metazoa, Arthropoda, Malacostraca, Decapoda, Nephropidae. The record is from RefSeq and is a predicted model, not a curated record.